AUGAGUAACAACAACAUUAAUAAUGCCAAAGGUGAGGUUGUUCUUCCACUUCUAGAGCUUGGCAAGGUCAAGGAAAGAUUCAAAAAUGAUAACUCUAUACAAAGGAUAAAUCAACUAUACAACAAUGAUAACUUAGAUUCGUCCUCUAGUAGCCGUUCAAGUGUUUUUUCUGCCAAUUUGUCAAUACCUCAGGAACCAGAACUUGGUGUGAAUAAAUCAAUAUCAACUAAUUAUGGAGACAUAUCUGCUAACCAAAUAAAAAAUAGGAUGUUGGGAAAACAUUGUUUUAGUCUAGUUCAAGUUGAUUGGGACUCAGAUAAAGAAGAUAAUCUUAAACAUUCUAGCAGUUUAAUGAGUGUUGAAGACUAUUUCAGUAAUAAUAUAAAGUACAAUUCUGCAAUUCUCGGAACUAAACAAAAAAUUGACUUAAUGGAAAAACGAAGCUAUGAUUCUGAAACUUCUCUCAUUCACAAAAAAGUUAAAUCUCCAAAGAAAAUUAUGGAGAAAGUCAAGUCCAAACUACAAUCUCUUAUUAAGUUGCAUGAAGAAGAACAUUCACUAAAUGUAAAAAGUAAUAUUCAUCGAUAUGAUUUAAGCUCAGGUAAAGAUAGCCAAAAGCCAAAGGUUAGCAGUGCAAUUUCCGGAUUGAGUUCAAGUAAAAGUAAUAUAAAGGAUAAAUUUAUUGAAAAAAAUGGCUCUAAAUUGAUAGGUUUAAAUAGCAAUCUCGUUUCCAAAGAUAGUAAACCUGCUUUUAAUAAAGUCAGUAUAAAAAAAAGUGCAAUAUUAAAUGGAAUAAGCCUUAAAAGCCAGAAUUUUGAGAAAGAAGCCAAACUUGAAAAGAUAAGUUUAGAUCAGGACAAUAAUUUAAAUGAUAAAUCGGAAUUUACUGCCAAGAAAUCAACUAAUGAAGAAAUAAAAAAUAUUAAAUUAGUUUCAAAAGCUGAAUUGAAUAACACUAAUUUAAUUCCAGUAAAUGACAAAAAAUUAGAUGAGUAUACCGAAAAAAACUUUAUUAAUAAUACAACACAUGAAAUUAAAGUUUUCAAUAAAUUUGAUUCAGAAAGGAUUGAAGAAUUAGGCGAGACAAAAAUUUCGUCUCAAAAUUCUCCAGAAGAUCUAAUUAAAACAUCAGUUUCUUCUGAUUGUCAAAUUUCCAAUGAUAGCGGAUUAAUAGACGAAUUGAAACAGGAUUAUAACCUAAUAAUCGAGGAUUCCCCAAGUAAUACUAAAUGUUCAAAAGGUGAAGACAAUUUUAAUGAACAAAGAGGCAUUAAAGUAAACAAGUUAAUUUGCAAAAAUGAUCAGGGGGACAACUUGAAUUUAAGUAACGAAAAAAAUACAAAAGAACCAGAGCCAAACAAUCAGGGAAAAUUAGAACACAAAAAUAAGAUUAACAUUGAUCAAGUUCCAUUUAACGAAGAGGUAAAGUGCAAUGAAAAAACACAAGAAAAAAUUGAGUUAAAUAUUGAACAAUCUAAAAUAAAUAACACAAUAGUAACUGAACAAAUAGAAGAAAAGAACGAGAAAACAAUACAUUCAGAAGGAAAUUUUAAAGAUGGAAAUGAUAAAAAUGAUAUAUUAGUAGAGGCUAACAAACCAAAGACAAUAAGCGAUUUAAAGCAUGAUAAAAAAAGUGAAGAUGAUAAUGAAACAAGUGGUGAACAAGUAAUUGAAGAUAAAAAAAUAACAGGUGAUUCUGAUUUAAAUUACAAAAAACAUCAAGACUUUCAAGAGAAAAAAAGUGAUGAAAAGUAUCUGGAAGGUUCGAAAGAUACACCAAAGCAAACAAUCUCGGAUACUAAGGAGGAAUUAAAACUUAAAGAUUUGAGCUCAAAUAAUGCUCAAAAAUCAGAAGAUCAAGCAAAAUUAGAUAAUAAUAAUGAUGAAAAAUCUGCUCAAAGAGACAUUCUUAGCGAUAUACUGGAGUUGAAAGAUGGUGCUCUUAUGGAAAAGCCAAAAACUGAGGAUGCAGAUAAAAUUGAGCUUGAAGUAAAAGAUUCUUCAAGUUUAGAAGAGAGAUCAAUAGAUGGGCUUAUUAUGAAUACUAAUUUGGAGGAGAUUUCAAAAAUUAUCCCUAAUGAACUUAAAUUACAAAUUAAAAAUCAUGGUGUUAAAGAUGAAGUCAAUUUUCAGGAAGAACUAAAACUAAAAGUAGAGGAAAGAGAAAAUCUUAGGAAAACGUUAAAAGAAGAAAAAGAACCUGAGUCAGACCAAAAAAUAAUUUUUGAAGACAAAAGUAACGGACAAGAAAUAUCAAAUCAGACACUAACAAACUUAAAGCAAGACAAUAAACAGAAGUCUAAAAGUACACCUAAAUUUGCACUAUUAGAAAGUAAUAACAACUCUAUAAAUAAAACUGAACCAAAAAAGAAGAAUUCUAUAAUAAAUGGGAAAACUCCAUGUAUGAAUCAAAUAGAAUCAGGCGAUGAGUUAAUUCAAAAUGAUAAAUUUGAUGAGAAUUCUAAAAAUAAAAUUAAAGAAUCUGCUGAACGAAAUAAAAAUAAUAAUUUGGAAGAAAUGGACUUUAAGGAUGAAUUGAAAUUAUUUUUUAUUGCUAAGUCAAACGAAAAGAAACAGAAUAAGGCUCUAAAUGCCGUUUCCGAAUUAGAUUCUGCAAAAACUAAUGGACUUAAAAAAGAUGAUAAAUUUUCUGCAAAAUUAAACUCUGAAAAAGAUGCAGUAAGUAAAGAAUUAGUAAAUAAAGAAAAGAAAAUGGAUAAUAAUCCAAAAUUCAACAUAAUAGAAAACAAACUAGCAAAUAAAACUAAUUCUAGAAUAAUUCAAAAAAAUGCCACAGAUAAUUCUGUUAAAUUUACCAAAAAAUAUAGUGAAAAACCUAACAAACAACCUCCUGCUGUAAAAUUUAUAGUAGAGAACAAUUUAGUGUCCGAUGAGAUAGAAUUAAAGAAUAAUAAUAAGGACUUACUCCGAGGUAAGGGUAAACUGGCCGUGAAUACUAAAAAGGAUUCACAGAAGAAAAUAGGUGAAAUGGAACCAACGAGUAGUGUAGAUAUUUCAAAUCCGAAUCAAAAAUGUGAAAUAAUUAAACCAGUAGCCAAUCAGAAAUAUGUGGAUCAAGUAUUUAACAAAGGGUCAAAAAAUAACAGCCCUCCAGAAAAAGGUGAAAACAAAGAUAUAUUAAAAGGGAAAUGGAACGAAACAAUCAAGGAUAGAGAUAAAACAAAUAUAUUUUCCUGCAAAAAAAAAAAUGAUCAAGCUCAAAAAAUGUCAAGUGAAGUUAUUAACACAAAUUUUGAUAUUAAUUUCAAAGACUCAAGUUCUAUAAAGAAAGGUAAUGACUUUCAGGUAAAUAGUACAAUCGACUCAGAUAGCAAAAAACUCGUUUCCAAAGCUAGUUUGAAGAAAAUAAUUACUCUGGAAGAUUGUAUAGACCCAGAACUUUUACAAAAUCAAAAUAAACCAAACAUAAAAAAAGGGUUGGUUAAAAGGUCAGAUUCGAGUAUAUCUUUUAAAGGAGAUAAAGUUCAAAAGCAAUUGUUAAGCCAAAGAAAAAGGGCACUUUUAAGAAAUCAUUUAACUGCCCCAAUAUUGCAAUAUAGAAUUUAUAGCAAUAACAAUCAAAUUAAUAUAACAGAUAAUUUAACUAGGGGUGAAACAAGUAUUGGCAUAAAUGAAAAGUCAAAAGUUAUGUUUUCACAAUUUAGAGAUGUUUUUAGUAAGUUAUGUAAAGUAUUCGGAAAUAGAAAUGAAGAAAGUAAUCAAAUAUAUGAUAGAGAUCAUAAUUUAGAUAUUCAAGCUCAAAGAAAAAAAUCAUUCGGACUCGAAUUAAAACCUUUUAUACACAGAUAUAAUUUAACCAACGAAAAUUCAAAUUUUUCACCAGAUUCGAAAAUGAAUCAACUAGAACCCCCGAGACAAUAUGAAAAUCAUCUAAAUAAAGAAAAAUUCAGUAAUAAACAGGUAAAUUCUAGUGAGAGCAGAAAGUUGGUUGCUAUUGAAAAAUUACUUUCAUCAGACUUUUCUUCAAUAGAUCAAAACAAUAAAUCACUUGAAAGAUCAUCUUUAAAUAAAUUAAAGUUAGAAAAUAGUAGUUCUAAAAGGCUUCUUAGAAGGAUUUCAAGGAAAAAGAUAGCAAACAGAAAUAUUCAUAAUGUAGUUGACCUUAAUAAGAUUUCAAUUAGGAGCCCAAGAAAUGAAGGUAUGGUGAAUACCACAAAUAAAACAUUAAAAAUAAAUUUAAUGGAAAAUAUAUUAAAAUCAGAGCACCAAAUUCACCAAAUGGAAGCUUUAGAGAACAAGAAAUUGACUAGAAACAAAAGUAUUGGUUUAGAUAGUGACAUAGGUACAAGCACCAUUAAUAAGUACGAAGAUAUUUAUAUGAAAAAUAGAACUAGGAGAAAUUAUUUUAAGCUACUCAGAAAUUACUUCAAUGGUUAUAAGGCUGAAAAUUAUAAUACUGGGUCAAAUUGUUCCUGCCACAUUUGUAGUAGGCAUGAGAUCAAUGACAGCAAAAUCGAUCCAAUUACACUGCAUAUUAUUAAAGAAGAAACUAAACUUAGAAAAAUGAAGCAGGAUAAUGCAAAUAUCAUGAAUAAUGCACACAAAUUUGAUUAUUGUAAUAACUAUCCAAAACAUUACCACAAACAUUAUCACUAUAAUGGAACCAAAUCAUUCAAACUAGAAAAGAAGCAUAGAAAGUCAAGUUGCAAACAUAGGCAUAAAGGUAAAUAUAAAGAUAGAUGUAGACACAAUGAAAGACGACAUCAAAGGAAAUUAAAAAAAAUUGAAUUAGAUAAGGAAAGAAGUAAGGCAAAUUAUAUAUGUUCAGAAAAUAUACAGAAAGAAGAUAAAGAUUUGAAAAUAACUAACAACAGUAGUAAUAUAUAUAGUUCCAAUGAUUUUGCUCAAUUAAAGGGCCAAAUAGAACUAAUUUUGAGAGAAUAUGGUGUAAUAGAUAGAGUUUCAAAACCAGAAGUUAAUUCCAACCCUCAAAAUUGUAAUAUUUUAAUUGAAGCUAAUGAAAUUUCAAUGUUAAAAAAAAUAUUGUCGGAUACUAACGAACUCUUGUCACAAAAUAUACAAGAUAUAAAAACAAUUAAACCUCAAAUAAUUAAAGGAAACUCACCAUAUUUGUAUACUGGUGAAAAACAAAAAAAUACGGAUUUUUCAGGGGAGUUAAGUACAAAGGACAAAAUAGAAAAGAAAAAGGGAACUGAAAUACACAAACCUUUGAUUUCUCCAAAGAACGAUUUGGAAAGAGCAAUAAUGCAUAGAAACAUUAUGCAAAUGAAACUAGAUCUUGAUAGAAUUAAAGAGGACGAAUUGAGUAGAAUAAUGAACAUUAAAAUGAUAAGAAAAUAUUCAAAGAAUGGACAAAGAAUUGCUAGAGAGAAAAAAAGCGUUGCGAAUAUUAAUAAGUCAAGAAAUUUAGAAAAUUCGGAUCUUAAUAGGUUAGGUAGCUUAAAAACGGUUAAGAAAACAAUUUUAAAAUCUUCAAAACAACAGUCUGAUACUAAAAAUCAAAGUAGUUCUUGGUUUUCAAGCUGGUUUGGAUACUCUGAACCUAAUAAUGAAAUUCAAGGAAACAAAGAUCAAAUAACGGAUACUAAGGCUAUUAAUCAAGAAACACUAAAUGAAGGGGGUGAAAUUAAUAAUCAAGUUCAAAUUAAGAGAUCAAAUCUUAAUAGCAAUUCUUCACCAAAGGCAAAACAAGCAAACUACCCUCCUCCGCCUCUUCAAAACUAUUAUAUUGAAAACAAGUCUAGCAAUAAUAAAUAUUUUAAUAGUUCGAAGUCAGACGCAAGGGCUACUAAAGCGACAUCAAAUGAUGAUGAAAGCUUAGAUAUAGAAGAUUUCAUUGAUUUUUCGGAUCGGGAUAUUUCUAAACCAAAAAAUAAACCCGAAAUAGAGAAAAGGCCAGAAGAGAACUAUAUUAAGGAGACUGGAUUAAUACCGGAGGUAGAAAACCAAACAAAUGGACAAGAAAGUUCAUUUUGGGGAUGGUUUGGAUAUUCAAAUACUCCGGAAAAUCCAAAAACCAAUGUUAAAAUGGCAAAGACUACACAAAAAAAUAUAACUAAAAAUAAUCAGCCAAGACUAAAAAGGAAGUCUUCAAACAAUCAGACUCUAAAAGAUAAUAAUAAAAACUAUGAAAAUAGUGGCAAUUUCUCUCAAGUAAUUUCCUCACCCACGCCCACACCUACACCCACACCCACACCCACACCUGCACAAGAAACAUCCUGGUUUAGUGGCUGGUUUUGGGGUGCAGCAGAGACCCCUCCUGCUCCUCCACCAACCCCUAUUGUAAAAACGAACGACAAACCGGAAACGAAUUGGUCUCCACCCCCUCCUUUAGUACCGACAGAUAAUUCAUCUGGCAUUCAAGCUCCAAUAGAAAAUGGGUAUAACCAAGAAACUCAGCAACCACCACCCCCGCCUCCUACUCCGGCUCCUGCAGAAGAAACUUCUUGGUUUAGUGGUUGGUUUGGUGGAACUGCAGAACCAGCAAAAGUAAAUAUUUCAAAGGAAAAGUCUGGAAUAAAAAAUAAUGGACAAAGAAAGGAAAGUUCUGCCAAAAGCAGAAAUAUGCAAAAAAAUAAAGAGAAUAAAAACAAUAUAUCAUCCAUUAAUAACUUCCCUUCUAUAAAAGUUUCUCCUGCACCUGAGCCUAAAUCACCACCUCCUGCGGAAAAUUCUUCUUGGUUUAGUGGUUGGUUUGGAACAUCUGAAACAACCCCUGCUCCUCCUCCAACUCCUAUAAUGAAUUAUAAUUCAGAAUAUAUAAAUGUUGCUGCAACAGAUUCACUUCGGGCACCAGCAGUCUCUUCUCCGCCUCCUGCGGAAGAAUCAUCGUGGUUUGGGAGCUGGUUCAGUGUUACCCCGGACCCCUCAGCCCAAAAUUCACCGCAACAAUCUCCCAAAAGAUCAAAUUCAAUUAACCCAAAAGCUAAAAGUGCAGCGGCCCUAGAACAAACAUAUUACACACAAACUCCUGCUCCUCAAUCACCUGCAGAGGAAUCAUCGUGGUUUAGUGGGUGGUUUGGCACAUCAGAAACAACUCCUGCUCCACCUCCGACUCCAGUUGCAAUGGGAAACUCAGAACCUAUGAAUAUUUCUAAAGAAAAUACGAAGCAAGUUUCCAUGCCUUCAUCUCCACCGCCUGCACCUGCACCAGCACCUGCAGAGGAGUCAUCGUGGUUUAGUGGGUGGUUUGGAACAUCAGAAACAACUCCUGCUCCACCCCCAACUCCAGUUGCAAUAGCAAACCCAGAACCUAUGAAUAUUUCUAAAGAAAAUACGAAGCAAAUUUCCAUGCCUUCAUCUCCGCAGCCAGCACCAGCACCAGCACCAGCACCAGCACCAGCACCAGCACCUGCAGAAGAGUCAUCGUGGUUUAGUGGGUGGUUUGGCACAUCAGAAACAACUCCUGCUCCACCUCCAACUCCAGUUGCGGUCGCAGGCCCAGAACCUACAAAUAUUUCUAAAGAAAAUACAAAACAAAUUUCUGUACCUUCCUCUCCACAGCCAGCACCUGCACCUGCAGAAGAGUCAUCUUGGUUUAGUGGGUGGUUUGGAACAUCAGAAACAACUCCUGCUCCUCCUCCCACUCCAACUGCAACAGAAAACCCAAUACAAAACGUUUCUAAUGAAAACAAUCUUCAGGUCCCAUACACUUCUAGUCCUAUCCCAAGUUCCACCCCUUCACCACCUGCGGAAGAAUCUUCAUGGUUUGGGGGAUGGUUCGGUGGAUCGGAAUCUACUCCCCCUGCUCCCCCUCCGUCCCCCUCAGCAGCACAAGAAUCUAGCUGGUUCUCUGGGUUCGGAUGGUAA
Molecule: messenger RNA, 7791 nt
Organism: Cryptosporidium ubiquitum
Lineage: Eukaryota; Apicomplexa; Conoidasida; Eucoccidiorida; Cryptosporidiidae
Exons: 1
Coding region: 1-7791 (2596 amino acids)
Source: RefSeq, a predicted model, not a curated record